AUGUGGAGCGUAUCAACUCGUCCAUGGAAGACAUUAACAAGACGCAGUGUGGCUUCACGUCAUCUACGAGCGUCAAUAUUAACUGCAACUUUUUCCAAUUUUACCGACAUGAAAGAUGAGAAAGUGAUGUUGCAAAUGAACAAGUGGAAACAACAGGAACCCAUUGAAAAAGCUAAAUUUCUAUCGAUUCAAGUGGAUCGGUCAGCGCUCAAACAACCAAGUGGUGUAUUAACUAGUACUUCUUUAUCUAUGGAGUUACCACAUGGAAAGAGCAAAGAGAAUGCAUUAGUGCAUGUCUUACGCUCAAUGAUUGAAGUAAAGGGACCGCUUACAGUAGCGGAAUUUAUGACACGAGCAUUGAGUCAUCCGGAUCAUGGAUAUUACAUGAAGAAAGAUGUUUUUGGCAGCAAAGGAGACUUUACGACAGCACCAGAGAUUAGUCAAAUGUUUGGAGAGCUUGUUGCAGUGUGGUGUAUAGCUACGUGGCAGCAAAUGGGGAUGCCUAGUCAUAUUAAGAUCGUGGAAAUGGGACCGGGAAGAGGGACACUUAUGACUGACUUUUUACGUGCUGCCAAGUCAUUUCCGUCGUUUUAUAACGCUAUUGAGAUUCAUAUGGUAGAUAUUAGUCCAGCGAUGCAAAAGAUCCAGCAAGAGACGCUGAAAUGUAAGCCAAUAGAUGACACGAAAGUGCUUGAGAAUACCAUGCGUCUGCCUGAUAAUGGGCCGAUGAUUCGCUGGCAUGCGGACUUUGCAAAUGUCCCGCAUGGCCCGAGUUUGAUGAUUGCCCAAGAACUAUUUGACGCAUUACCAGUACAUCAGUUCGAGUACACUGACCGUGGUUGGUGCGAGCGCCUUGUGGACGUCGACUUUGAUGAUGGCGGUGACCACUUCCGCUUUGUGUUGUCGCCAGGCCCAACACCAGCCACGCGAGUGUACAUCGGCCGCGAGAAACUAUUUGACCCGACGACUGCUCUAUCGCAUGUGGCUGAGACCCAUAUCUCUAGUGUGGAAGAUCUUAAGAAGAUGGAGGAGACUGUGAUUCGGCGCCUGGACGUUGCAGAUGUAGCGGGCACUCCUGUGCGUACGGCGCAGGCUCAGGUCGGAGACAAGAUUGAGAUUUCUCCUGUCAGUAUCGCGUUGGUGCAGGACAUGGCCAAGCGCAUCGCGCAGUCGGGCGGUGGCGCGCUGAUUGUGGACUACGGCUACGACCAUCCAUCAGAGCUCAGUCUGCGUGGCAUCAAGAACCAUGAGUUUGUGAGUGUGCUACGUGAGCCAGGUGACGUGGACCUGAGUAUUGACGUGGAUUUUGCCACGCUGCGACGGUUUGCGACAGCAGAACCUAAAGUCCAGAGCAUUGGUCCCAUUGGCCAGGGUACGUUCUUGAAGAACAUGGGCAUCGAGCACCGUCUGGCGAUGUUGCUGCAAAACACAGAGUCAGACAAGAUUCAGCGGGACCUGUUCUCCUCGUACGAGCGUCUAGUGGGGUCCGAACAAAUGGGAAUCAUUUUUAAGGUCAUGGCACUAACACACACAGAUGUCGGUCAUCCUGUAGGUUUUGAGGAGAUAUCAACUGAUCGAGCUGAGUCGAAAUAA
Peronospora farinosa is the source of this 1593-nucleotide messenger RNA. The record is from the annotation of a GenBank genome assembly. NCBI's taxonomy places the organism in Eukaryota, Oomycota, Peronosporomycetes, Peronosporales, Peronosporaceae.